UGGAUCCCACCACUCUGUGACAUCAGCCCUGGCGCCGAGGGCACCAAGGACACCGUGGCUGCUGUGGGCAUUGCGGCUGUGGCUGUGCUGCUGCACGGAGCCCUCAGUGCUUGCUGCUCACACGAGCCUCUGGCAGCCAUGAACUGGCUCGGUCUCCUCGUCCUGAUGACCGUGGCCGGGCUGGUGCACGGGACAUGGGACAAUUGUGGAUGGACUUGUGGACUCCGACCCAUGGUGUCUGACUCCAUACCUCAUGACUAUGGCAUGACACGCAUCGUGGGUGGCACAGGUGCCCUGCCAGGGGCCUGGCCAUGGAUGGUCAGCAUCCAGCAUCCCAGGAUACCAGGCACAAAGCAUUUCUGUGGAGGGUCUCUCAUCACUGCAGACUGGGUCCUCACAGCAGCCCACUGCUUUGACAAGAUUAAGAAAAUUGGCAUCCUGAAUGUUGUGAUUGGAGUCACCCAGUUGACUAAGCCAGGAUCUGAGGCACAAGUGCGCCGGAUUAAGAAGCUAUUUGUUCAUGAAAACUAUAGGAGAAGUGAUAUAACUAAUGACAUUGCCUUGCUGGAAUUGGAUGAGCCUGUCCAGUGCAGCCCUUAUAUCCAGCUGGCCUGUGUAGCUGAACCUGCCCUAAGAGUCUCAGAACUGCAAAACUGCUGGAUUGCUGGCUGGGGUUCAACCACAAAAGAAGGUCAAGACUCAAGUGAUAGCCUGCAGGAGGCUAAGGUCCAGCUCAUUGAUAUCCAACUCUGCAACAGCACUGGCUGGUACGCUGGGAAAAUCCAUACCCACAACUUGUGUGCUGGUUACCCAGAGGGCAACAUCGACACCUGCCAGGGUGACAGUGGUGGUCCUCUCAUGUGUCAAGAGAAAAACAGUGACUACUUCUGGAUUGUUGGAGUGACCAGCUGGGGAAAAGGCUGUGCCAGAGCAAAGCUGCCUGGAGUCUACACAUCCACUCAGUACUUCUAUGACUGGAUUCUGGCCCAGAUGGGGCUGAGCCCAUUUAGAAGUGCUUUCUGAAUAGCAGGGUGAGUAGGAUCCAGGGCACACUGCAGUGCCCAGCAACCAUUUCCUGCUGUGGCAAUGCCUGCUGAUCCAAAGGCAGCCUCAGGGUCAAAAGCCUGCUCUGUCCUGCCCAUGCUCCUCCCCUUUGUGCUCAUAAUCACUGGAGUUUAUUUAGUUGUUGAAGUAAAGUUGCCUAUCAUCACUGGGAA
Cyanistes caeruleus (blue tit) is the source of this 1217-nucleotide messenger RNA. The record is from RefSeq and is a predicted model, not a curated record. Lineage: Eukaryota; Metazoa; Chordata; Aves; Passeriformes; Paridae.